This is a messenger RNA of Lathyrus oleraceus (garden pea), 877 nucleotides long. Its product is annotated as protein PLASTID REDOX INSENSITIVE 2, chloroplastic. The coding region runs from base 112 to 636 and encodes 174 amino acids. Gene Ontology annotation, biological process: regulation of gene expression. The transcript is spliced from 3 exons. The record is from RefSeq and is a predicted model, not a curated record. NCBI's taxonomy places the organism in Eukaryota, Viridiplantae, Streptophyta, Magnoliopsida, Fabales, Fabaceae.
GAGAAGAAAAAAAAGUUGUCUCGUUAAAGACCUUGUUAUAAAGUCAUUGAGUAACGUUAGAUAGCGGCUAGCAGGAUAAAGGAGCCUCACCUUGGUUUUUGUUUUUGAAGUAUGGCUUCUACUUCGUCUCUUUCACUCUUCCUCAUUCCUUCUUCUUCUUCUUCUUCUUCCAUUCCUCCGCUAUGCUUUUCCCUAACCACUACCAAAUGCAAACAACGUUUCGCAUUUCCUUCUCUUAAUACAAAGCUCACAACUUUACCCUUUUCGUCCACUAAACGCUCCAUUACUAGAGCCUCCGACUCCGAGUACAAAUUCCCUGACCCAAUUCCUGAAUUCGCAGAUUCCGAGACGGAAAAAUUCCAAAGCCACCUUCUUAAUAAGCUUUCGGAGAAAGAUAUCUUUGAAGAAUCAGUUGAACAAGUUGUUGGAGUUUGCACAGAGAUUUUCAGAACCUUCUUGCAUUCCGAGUAUGGAGGUCCAGGUACACUCUUGGUUGAUCCUUUCAUUGACAUGGCUGAUAUGGUAACCGAACGGGGAUUGCCUGGAGGACCGCAAGCAGCGCGUAGUGCUCUCAACUGGGCCCAUGCUAAUGUCGACAAAGACUGGAAUGAAUGGACAGGUGGUAAUAUGUCGUAGAGCACUUAGUUAGUUCUCUAGCAGUUGUGGUGCACUGGUGCUUAUGUUGGUGCUAAGUUUAGAAUUAUUGUAGGGUGAAAGUAGUUGUAGAAGAGUUAAUUAUUUGCUUAUUCUGAGAACAUAGAGCUUGAAGGUUUUGCCAUUUAUUUUUAUCUGUGUUUUACAUUCAAAAUCUAUUUUCAAACCAAGGAUGUGAUGUUUCAAGCUUUUAUAAACACAUUUAUGCAUACUUUUUAGGACA